GCGGGUUUCCGGGCAGGUCUCCAUGGCAACGGCACUUCCGCCCCUUAACUGGCAGUACCCAUCCUCGUCCAGCCUGUCAGCUUCGGUUCUGUUUCGGCCGCAGCCGUCUCCAAGGCUCGAACCUUCCGGGGAGCCAAUCAAAGACUUUGCUGCUUCCCCGCCCCUCCUCAUGGGAGAGCAGGUGCGGAGCAAAAGGAACAAAGACUAGGAGGGUCCGAGGAGCAGCGACACCGCUGAUUGGCUCCCAUGGCCCUGGGCCGGCCAAUGGGCUCGCUGGGCGAGGAGGUGCGCUACAGACCGCCCCGAGGCAGGUUGUGUGCGAGAGUUACUAGGGGCCCUGCUCCCCCACCUGCUGUGGCUCCCCAGUGCCUUAGGAGAGACCCUUGCCCCAUAGACCUCCAGCACAGGCCUCCGUUUAUCCGGUCAUCAGUCACUGCCCCCUCUUCUUCCUGCCGUGGCUCUGCAGUGGCUUGGGAUAGACCCCAGCCCCAUCAGGCCUCCAGCGCCAGCGCCCUUCUCUCUGGGCGUCCCACACUGCCCCCGCUUCUUCCUGCCGUGGCUCCCUGAUGCCCUGUCGGACCCGCAGUGCCAGCCGCCUUUUAUCUGGUCCUCAAUCACUGCCCCCUUCCUCUACCCACUUGGGCUCCCCAGUGCCUUCUGACCCCAAUCCCCGCCGACAUCCAGGGCCAGCCCCCUCUCCCUGGGCACCUCCCAUCCCCCCCCAGCCGUUCCCCCACGUCCCUGGCACCCACAGAGCCCAGAGGCGUGUCCCGCGUUUGCCUGGGGGGGGGGGCACAUGGUACUGCCUUUGUCACGGCUCCUUUACCUUCUCAGCUCUGCUCUGGCCCCAGAGGAGGAGGCCGGCCGGCCAUGGCGCCCGUGCUGCAGACCCUGGGGUCAGUGACCUUCAGAGACGUGGCUGUGACCUUCACCCCGGAGGAGUGGGGGCGCCUGGACCCCUCUCAGAAGGAGCUCUACCGCCAAGUGAUGCUGGAGAACUACCGGAACCUGGUCUGCCUGGGGCUGGCCCUUCCCGAGGCAGAUGUGAUAGAGCAGCUGGAGAGAGGGGAAGCCCCCUGGGGGCCGGAGGGAGAUGUCCCAGGAAGCAGCUGGGCAGAUUGGGAACCUAGGUCUGAAACCAAGGAAUCACCUCCACAACAGGGUCUUUCUGGACAAGAAUCAUCCCAGGAAAGACUCACCAAGAAUAGCCCCACUCUCUCCAGAUUGGGAGAAAACCAGUCAAUUAAUACCAGGUUAUUGAAACAGCAAAAGAAGAAGCCUUCUAGACAAAAACCCAGCACCCCAAGGAAAAGUUCCGGUAAAGUGAGAAACCAUAAGUAUAACAAGUUGAAUCCAGAACCAGUUCAUUUACCACAACAAAGAGAAUCAAGGGGAAAGAGUCUCCAUAAACAUGAUAUACAUAGAAAGAGCCUCAAAAUAUAUUCAGACCUAAGAAAGUGUAAUAAAAUAUGCCCAAAGAAGACAUUUUCUAAAUUUAAAGUUUGUGAGGAAUCCUUCAGUAACAAUUCGGACUACAAUGAAAAUGAGAAAACUGGAGAGAAACCUUUUGUGUGUAAUGAAUGUGGGAAAGGCUUCGUUCAGAAGAUGUGUCUUAUUCAGCAUAAGAGAAGUCAUACUGGAGAGAGACCCUAUGAGUGUGGUCAAUGUGGGAAGGCCUUCUAUCAGCAAGGACACCUUAUUCAACAUCAAUCAAUUCAUACUGGAGAAAAACCUUUUAAAUGUAAUGAAUGCUCUAAAGUCUUUCGCUUGAGCACGGGGCUUGUGGAACAUCAGAAAAUUCACACUGGAGAGAAACCUUAUAAAUGUAACGAAUGUGGGAAAGCCUUCCGUCACGGAUCCCAUCUCACUCAACACCAGAGAAUUCAUACUGGAGAAAAACCUUAUGAAUGUAAUGAAUGUGGAAAGACCUUCCGACAUAGUUCACACCUUACACAACACCAGAGAAUUCAUACUGGAGAUAGACCUUAUAAAUGUAGUGACUGUGGAAAGGCCUUCCGCCAUGGGUCACAGCUUACCCAGCAUCAAAGAAUCCACACUGGAGAGAAACCAUAUGAAUGUAAAGUUUGUGGGAAGGCCUUCCGACAAAGUACACAACUUACUGCACAUCAGACAAUUCACACUGGAGAGAAACCUUAUGAGUGUAAUGAGUGUGGGAAGGUCUUCCGCCAGAGUAUACAGCUUACCACACACCAGAGGAUUCACACUGGGGAGAAACCAUAUGAAUGUAAUGAAUGUGGGAAGUCCUUCCGCCUGGGCACAAGCCUUAGUGAGCAUCAGAGAAUUCACACUGGAGAGAAACCUUAUAAAUGUAAUGAGUGUGGAAAGGCCUUCCGUUUAGGCACAAGACUCAGUGAACAUCAGAGAAUUCACACUGGGGAGAAACCUUACGAAUGUUCUGAGUGUGGAAAGGCCUUUGGCCACAGCUCCCAACUUACUCUACACCAGAGGAUUCACACUGGAGAGAAACCAUAUGAAUGUAAGGAGUGUGGCAAGUCCUUUAGGCAGAGCAUACAGCUUACCCUGCACCAGAGGAUUCACACUGGAGAGAAACCUUAUGAGUGCAAUGAAUGCGGGAAGACCUUCCGCCAGAGCACCCAACUUACGGUACACCAGAAAAUUCAUAGUGGAGAGAAACCCUACAAAUGUGAUGAAUGUGGGAAGACCUUCCGCCAGAACACACAGCUCACUGUACACCAGACGAUUCACAGUGGAGAGAAGCCCUAUAAAUGCCUGGAAUGUGGCAAGUUUUUCCGCCUGAGCACGGGGCUCAGUGAACAUCAGAGAAUCCACACUGGAGAAAAACCUUAUAAUUGUCAUGAAUGCGGAAAGACCUUCCGCCAUAGCUCUCACCUUACUCGCCAUCAGAUGAUACACACUGGGAAAAAACCUUUUGAAUGCAGUGAAUGUGGGAAGUCCUUCCCCCAAAGUGCACAACUUACCCGACAUGAGAGAAUUCAUACUAGAGAGAAGCCCUAUAAGUGUUUUGAAUGCGAGAAGGCCUUCCGCCAAUAUUCACAGCUGGUUCGACAUAAUAAAAGUCAUACUAGGGAUAAACCUAAUGAAUAUAACAAAUGUGAGAAGGCUUCCAAAAUGCCCAGAGCUCUUAAUAGAAAUCAAAACCUGUAACCUGGAGGUUAACUGAGUGUAAUGAAUGGAAGAAGUAAUAGGUGCUGGAUGGAACCAGUCAGGUAACAUAGUGGAGAGACCCCUGGAACUGGAAUCGGGAAAAUCUGAAUUCAAAUCUGGCCUCAGAACUUUCCCAGCUAUCAUGUGAACACUAGGCAAGUCAUUCAUCUCCCUCAGCCUCAAUUUUCUCACUGUAAAUGAGGAUAUUACCACCACCAACCUCUCAGUCUUGUGAUAAGGUUCAAAUAAGAUAACUCUCUGUAAAGUCCUUAACUAACCUUAAAAGCACCAUGUACAUGUCACUUAUCAGAACUACCAAUAACAAUAAUAAAUUCUUGUUGAUUAAUUGAAUCUUGGCCUGAAUUUUAAUAGGACUUACUCAACUUUGAGGAAUGCAUGACAGUGAGAAACCUUAUUAAGGUAAUGAUUGAGGAAAGACUUUCUUCCAGAGUUAAUGGUCAAUUUGUGCUAGAGGAAAAAAAAACAUUGUGACGGCCAACAUAGAGACUGGCAUGGUUGCUUUGGGCUGUAAAGGGUUGGGGGUCUUGGGCACACUUCUGGAGCCAAGGGAAGCACCAGCAAAACCAAGGGGAUCAAUGUUCUUGUCAACAAUUCUAAAGCCAAGGAAAGCACCAGCAGAGCCAAGGGGAAUGGAGGUUUGGGGCACAGCUCUAGAGUCAAGGGGAGCGAGGGUCUUGGGCACACUUCUAGAGCCAAAAGUAGCGAAGGCUUUGGCGCACUUCUAGAACCAAAGGGAGUGGGGGUCUUGGGCACACUUCUAGAGCCAAGAGGAGCACCAGCAGAGUCAAGGGGACCUGUGGUUUUGGGCAUACUUCCAGAACCAAGGGGAGCAUUGGUCUUGGGCACACUUCUAGAGCCAAGGGGAGCACCAGCAGAGCUGUAGGGAAAUGGUAGAAAAAAAUGUAAAUUUUCUUAUUGGAAAGACAACUGACCUAGAAAAUAGAACCAGGAGAAAGAAAAUA
Molecule: messenger RNA, 4130 nt
Organism: Sarcophilus harrisii (Tasmanian devil)
Lineage: Eukaryota; Metazoa; Chordata; Mammalia; Dasyuromorphia; Dasyuridae
Product: zinc finger protein 345-like
Exons: 5
Coding region: 871-3147 (758 amino acids)
Biological process (GO): regulation of DNA-templated transcription
Source: RefSeq, a predicted model, not a curated record